UCACUAUUCAGGCACAGACAUAGUUUGACGGGAUUGGCGCGGAAAUGCACUGACUUUUUCGUGGGUGAGUCGGGAGACUUUCUGUAGAGACCUGACAUCCUUCAACUCACUCAACAAAAGUUGCUGCCCAUCAUAAUCCAUAACGGCGCCUGCAUCCUACCCGACAACGUCACCUCUAUCCUUCCUUCUCCAUGGCAUCUGCAGACAAGCUCAUCGAAGCUCUUCAAAGCCUUGACGCUAAUUCAUUUGUCAAUGAGGCAGAGCGCGUUCGUGCCCUAGAUGCACUUACUCUAGCCGCUAGCAGAGUACAAAAACCCUGGGAUACAGUAUGGCAGCACUGUUGGGUAAAUCCAGCGACAACUGCAUGCGCCAAAACUCUGAUCGACGCUGGCGUGUUCACCAAGUGGAUUGAAGCUGGUGGUGGAGAGAAGACUUGUGAUGAACUGGCUGAGCUCACGAAUACUGACCCAGUUCUUAUCCGACGCUUGAUUCGACAGAUAUCAGGUCAGAAUCUGGUCAUCGAGACUGCAGAGGAAACCUACAAGCCGACGCCCUGGGUCUACGCUCUCACCGCCGAUCCAGCCCUCGCCAAUGUCUACGGCGGACUUUACAGCUUCGUCAACAACCCAAUGUUCCAAACUCUACCUGCACAUCUCAAGAAAACUGGCUAUAAGAAUCCGACCGAUCCCAACGACUGUAACUGGCAGUUUAUGAAGGGAAAGAAGGAAAACCUGUUCCAGUCCCUUGGUGCUGAUCCUGUUGCGGCGAGGGAGUUUAACGAUGCGAUGGAGAGUCAUUCCAAGUAUAAUCUUACUCCUUGGCCUGAGAUAUACCCAACCCAGACUUUGAUUGCUGGUGCUAAGCCUGAUCGACCUUUAGUGGUGGAUGUUGGCGGUAGCAAAGGCCACGAUCUGACCAAGUUUCAUCUUCGUCAUCCCGACAUCCCCCAGGGCAGCCUUGUUCUGGAGGAUCUACCCGAUAUUCUCAAAGAACUGACCAUUCCUGAUACCAUAUCGGUGCAUCCUCACGACUUCUUCACUCCCCAGCCCGUCAAAGGCGCCCGAGCGUAUUUCAUGCAUAAUGUCCUGCAUGACUGGGAGGAUAAGCAGGCAAGCCAGAUUCUCAGAAAUCUUGCAGAUGCCAUGGAGCCGGGAUACUCGAAACUCCUCAUCCAUGAGAGUUUGGUUAGUUCAGUCAAGCCUCUUGCGCGAGUGACGACUUCGGAUAUCACCAUGAUGGCUUGCCUGGGUGCCAAGGAGAGAACAGAAGUUGAGUGGAUAGAGCUGAUUGAGAGUGUUGGGUUGAGGGUUCUGAAGAUCUGGAGACCUUUGCAGUCUGUAGAGAGCAUUAUUGAGGCGGAGCUUUCUUAACCUAGAUGACAGAUUGGUUAUGUUAUCUGUUGAAGUAAACCUUUCUUCUAUAUAAAGUU
This is a messenger RNA of Fusarium redolens, 1429 nucleotides long. RefSeq names its product O-methyltransferase-domain-containing protein. The record is from RefSeq and is a predicted model, not a curated record. NCBI's taxonomy places the organism in Eukaryota, Fungi, Ascomycota, Sordariomycetes, Hypocreales, Nectriaceae. Bases 192 to 1370 code for a protein of 392 amino acids. Gene Ontology annotation, molecular function: O-methyltransferase activity. The transcript is spliced from 2 exons.